AUGCGGGGACUUGAUUUAUCUUUAGACAGCUCGGAGGCAUAUGACAAUAUUUAUCUUCAGUCAUGGCAUGAUGCGUUGGCCGAAUGUGAGAAGAAACUCGAAAGGCAGGACCACCAACGUGCAUUGCAGAUCAAAACUCUCCAAGACUUCCGCAAUGAAUUAAACCACCUUCUGGAGCAGUGCUCCGAGGAACGAUCAAGAAGAGCUGUGCUAUUGCUGUAUCCUACCCUCGAUGAUUUCGAGACCUUUGCACAGAAUUUCGUGAGAAUGAUGUUAAGGCCUGUUGAUACAUCCAUGAUGUGGGGGUUACUAUUUCUAGUCCUCAAGCUCGCUCUCUUGGACCAGGGUCCUGUCGGCCCUCUUCAAUAUAUUACGCGUUGGCUUGAGAAGAUCGGUCAUCGUCUUCGAGACUCAAACGAUUGCAACAAGAAUAUCAAUGAUUUUAUGAAAGUAAAAGGGGACACUGUGGAAGUCAACAAAGAGAUUAUGACUCUUUGGAUUAACAUCAUCAUGAUGUUCAGAAAUCAGGAUCAGGGCUUGGAAGCCGGCCUUGAUGAAUAUUCCUGGAAGAGUCUGACAGUCUUGUAUACUUCCACUUACAGAAACAUCGAGGAUGCUGUCAAACGCAUCGAAAAGGUAGCAACCAUGGCCGAGAAGAAUGCCCGUGCGAUACAGGAAAUGACACUGUUCCAGCGUUUGUUGUCCCUCGAACAGUCAAGCCAGGACGGGGCAUCUUUGCCGUGCAACACACUCCCUGUUGCCGAAAAUCAGCGUUUCUUUGGCCGAAGGGACGUAUUAGCCCAGAUUGACGACCAUUUGAAGCCUACGGAUACUGCCAGCCGACUUGCUUCUGUUGCCCUAUAUGGGUUAGGUGGAAUUGGCAAGACUCAGACUGCUCUAGCUUACGCUUACCAGAAGCUAAGUAGCCUCGAUGCAGUAUUUUGGAUAUCUGCAGAAGAUCAGCAUUCAAUCCAACAGUACUUCAGCCGUGUGGCAACAGAUGCUCUCAAGCUACGGAAAGCGAAACCUCAGGCAUAUACCGAGAAUAUGAUUCUCGUGCUAGAUUGGCUUCAAAAGACGUCUAUCUACAUGAAGCACGGACAACAGCUCCAUACCAAGAGAAAGAGCGGGUGGAAGUAUCUGGGUUAUGAACAUUCACUAGACACUGUAUGGGACAUGUCGUUUAGAAAUCUCGGGAUUGAGGCACGAGCCUGUCUUGGGGUCCUGAGCUUCCUCUCUGCCGACUCUAUCCCGUCAGAGAUAUUUCUUUCCAGCAAACCUGAUCGCCUGCCCGAAUUAUUAUCCUUUUGCGCGGACGAGCUUGAACUUGACGAGGCCAUUGAAAGCCUAACCCACCAUGCGCUGGUCAGGAAGAAUAUCGAGAAGGGCACAUUUCGGGUUCACCGGCUGGUUCAGGCAGAGUUUCGGCUCCGAACGGAAAACAAGCAAGAGCAUUUCGAGGCUGCCAUCCAACUUCUCCUUGAAAAGUUUCCAUCACAACGUGAGAAGAACUUUGGUAACAAGUUUUGGAUUCUUUAUGAGAAGUAUUUGCCCCAGGUUUUGGCUUUGGUCAAAAACUACAAUAGUUCUCAGGGAAAGCCAGACCCUUUACGACCAACCAAAAGUUUCGUGAUUCUUCUCACCAACUCUGCCAACUCAAUUGACGACAAUGACACCCUGAGGAUUGCGCCCGAGCUGGUCGAGACCGCUGAUGCAGCCUAUCGCAACUGCCCUGAGGAGGACAAAGAUAGACUUCUCUGGGCAUUCUUGCUUACCUUGAAGGCAAUUCAUCACUCUAAUACCUCUGAGUUUUCCAGUUCCGAGUUGGAGAGGAGAGAGUGUCUGGAAAUCCGGCAAAAGAUGCUCCCUCCCAACGAUUUGUUAGUUGCACUGGCUUACAACGGAGUUGGUCUCGCUCUUGGCUGCCAAGACCGAUUCGAAGAGGCCGAGCAGCAGUUCGUCAAGUCCGGAGAAAUCUUCGACGGCCCAGCGGGCGAAGUAGUCUCGAGAAGACUUCAAUGGAAGUAUAAUAUGGCACGCAAUAAUUACUGCAUGGGAAAGUACGGAGAAGCCGAAAUUCGGUUGGAGGAAGGUCUCGCCCUCGCCAAGGAACUUCAGGGCUGGUACAUGAUAGCUUAUGGCCAUCUUGCUUUUGCUUCUUUGUACACACGAACGGAGAGGCUCCAUCACGCGAGCGAGCAUGUCGAUUGUGCCGAGCAAUUGAUACAGACCUCUGGAGCAGCGGCACGCUUUAGUUGGCUUGGUUCCUACUGUGCCUACCGUGCCGGUGAUAUUGCUCUCAGGCAGGGCCUAUCCGAAAGGGCGAUGUGA
Clonostachys solani is the source of this 2331-nucleotide messenger RNA. The record is from the annotation of a GenBank genome assembly. NCBI's taxonomy places the organism in Eukaryota, Fungi, Ascomycota, Sordariomycetes, Hypocreales, Bionectriaceae.